Messenger RNA from Hyaloperonospora brassicae, 1002 nucleotides. NCBI's taxonomy places the organism in Eukaryota, Oomycota, Peronosporomycetes, Peronosporales, Peronosporaceae. The record is from the annotation of a GenBank genome assembly.
AUGACGGGCAUCGAGCGCUAUGGAUCGUCGGGCGCGCACACAGUCGAGGGCAACGUCGCUGGUUCCAAGGCCGCAAAGCUGACGAGGCAGCGAGAGAAGCAGCAGCAGGAGUACGAGGCCAAGCGUCAGGAGAUCGAGACGACGAAUCGACGAGGCACGCGCAUUGACGACAACUUCCAGUCGCAUACGGACAACGACGAGAGCGAGUUUAAGCGCCAAACAGUGGGGCUAGUCACCGCGGAAGAGUUUCGGAAAAAGCGGGAGGACCUGCAGAAUCGCAAGAGCGUUUCGGUGGAUGUGCAGCCUGAAAAGCAGCAGACGGAAAGAAAAAAGAAGAAGAAGAAGCGACAUGCAAAGAAGAUGGGUCCGCUGUCGUUUGAUUUGAAUGGCAGUGGCGAUGAAGCGGAGGAUGGGGCUGUGGAGCUGAAACGGAUGAAAAAGAGUAUCAAGAACCCCGACGUGGACACAGACUUUUUGCCGGACAAGGAGCGGGAGAAGGAAGAAGCUCGAGAGCGCCAACGGCUUCGUGCAGAGUGGGAAGCAGAGCAAGAAAUCAUCAAGAAUGAGAACGUUGCAGUGACUUACAGCUACUGGGAUGGUUCUGGCCAUCGUCGGGAAAUCACGGUUCCUAAGAAAACCACGAUCGGCAAAUAUCUGGAGCUUGUCAAGCAGCAGCUGGUGUCCGAGUUUGCAGAGUUGCGCGGUGUCGGUGCGGAGAAUCUGAUCUAUAUCAAAGAGGACCUGAUCAUUCCGCACCACUACUCAUUCUAUGACUUGAUCGUGACGAAAGCGCGCGGAAAGAGCGGGCCACUCUUCUGCUUCGACGUGCACGAUGACGUCCGUCUCGUGCAGGACCGACGUGUCGAGAAAGAUGAGUCGCAUCCUGGCAAAGUAGUGGAUCGUCAUUGGUACGAGAAGAACAAGCAUAUCUUCCCUGCCAGUCGGUGGGAAGUGUACGAUCCGAAUGUUGUCCGCGAGAAGUACACUAUCCGUGGAGAUUAG